This is a messenger RNA of Lolium perenne, 993 nucleotides long. RefSeq names its product oxalate oxidase 2. NCBI's taxonomy places the organism in Eukaryota, Viridiplantae, Streptophyta, Magnoliopsida, Poales, Poaceae. Gene Ontology annotation, molecular function: manganese ion binding. The record is from RefSeq and is a predicted model, not a curated record.
CAUCCACCGCAGUUACGGAGAUACCUAACACUCUCAGCAGCUCUAGCCGAUCAAAUAGCCCUACCUAAUUAAGCUUGUUUGAUAGUGAGCUCCAAAUGGCGUACUUCAAAACCCUAGCGGCUGGCCUCUUCGCCUUGCUAUUCCUUGCUCCAUUUAUCCUGGCCACCGAUCCGGACCCACUUCAGGAUUUUUGCGUGGCUGACCUUGAUGGCAAGGAGGUGUCAGUGAACGGGCACCCAUGCAAGCCCAUGUCAGAGGCCGGCGAUGACUUCCUCUUCUCCUCCAAGCUCGCUAAGGCCGGCAACACCUCUACCCCGAACGGCUCGGCCGUGACAGAGCUGGAUGUGGCAGAGUGGCCCGGUACCAACACGCUAGGCGUGUCUAUGAACCGCGUCGACUUCGCGCCUGGAGGCACCAACCCGCCGCACAUCCACCCACGUGCCACUGAGAUUGGCAUCGUCAUGAAAGGUGAGCUACUCGUUGGCAUCAUCGGCAGCCUCGACUCCGGGAACAAGCUCUACUCCAAGGUAUUGCGCGCUGGGGAGACGUUCCUCAUCCCCCGUGGCCUCAUGCACUUCCAGUUCAAUGUUGGCAAGACCGAGGCUUCCAUGGUCGUAUCCUUCAAUAGCCAGAACCCUGGCAUCGUCUUUGUGCCACUCACCGUCUUUGGCUCCAACCCACCAAUCCCCACGCCCGUACUCACCAAGGCGCUCCGUGUGGAUGCCGGGGUCGUAGAACUUCUCAAGUCUAAGUUUGCCGGUGGGUUUUAACUUCAAUUCUAAGACCGUGGAAUGAUCAAAUUAAUAAUUCAAAUAAGCAUGUUUGCCAGAGUUUAUAAUUGUGUCACCACAAGUCGUGUAGUUAAGCUUCUGUUCGAUUGACGAACCCCCAGGUUCAGAUCUCACGACCAACGUGGGAAGUUUACUUGUAUUGUAUUUCUUCUCUGCAUUCAACAGAGUAAACAUUAUUUUCGCAAUACAUUUUUUCUGGUUA